Molecule: messenger RNA, 1002 nt
Organism: Penicillium canescens
Lineage: Eukaryota; Fungi; Ascomycota; Eurotiomycetes; Eurotiales; Aspergillaceae
Product: metallo-beta-lactamase family protein
Exons: 2
Coding region: 1-1002 (333 amino acids)
Source: RefSeq, a predicted model, not a curated record
AUGCAAUUCUCAACGCUAGAUCUUUUGAUUUGCUCUACUUGUGGUGUUCAGUACGACGUUAGUGCAGGAUUGAACUCAUGCAAAAUCUGUGAUGAUCCUCGUCAAUAUGUACCUCCAACCGGUUGCCUUGGAGCUAACGUAGCAUUCAGCCAAUCUUGGACAUCGCUCAAGAGCUUACACUCAUCCACGGAGAAUUAUCGGAACGUUUUCUCCACUGAUCAAAACAACCCCAACUUAAUUACUAUACACACUGUCCCAAAGCUUGCUAUCGGUCAAAGGGCCUUCCUCUGUCUCGGCGAUGCUGUGUCUGGGAAUGUUCUGUGGGACUGCAUUACUUAUAUCGACGAGGAAACGGUUCGGCACGUGAACUCACUAGGCGGAGUUCAGGCAAUUGUGGUUUCGCAUCCACAUUACUUUUCCACCAGUGCUCAGUGGGCCGAGGUGUUCAAUUGUGAUCUAUUUGUAUCUGCAGAAGACGAGCAGUGGCUUGGAAACAGGGGUGACGGCCACAGGCUGAAACUUUGGAAAGGAGAGCAACUCCAUCUUCCCUGUGCUCGAAGUUCCAGUGAAAUGCAGCAUGGGUCAGACCUAAUUGUGAUUAAAGCGGGAGGGCAUUUCCCUGGAAGUUCGGUUCUCUGGUGGAAGUCCACGAAAAAGUUACUGAUUGCUGACACAAUUUUGAUUGUUCCGAGCGGACUUUACCAUGUCAAUCGCCUCCCUGGUACUUCUUCUUUCACGUUCAUGUGGUCCUAUCCAAAUUAUGUGGGUCAUAAUAUUCACCAAGCCGUUUACAUGUGGCUUACUACCUUACAGAUAACUCUUCCUCCAGACGAGAUAUAUGGUAUUUGGAGAGCUAUCAAGGACCUCGACUUUGAGGAUACUCAUGGUGCCUUCCUAGGACAAGAGAUUAGAGGCAACAGCAAAAGCAGGGUACUCGAGAGCGCAAAAAUUGUGCUUAGGGCUUCUGGUCAUCUUCAGCAUCCGUUGCUGGACGAAGUCUAG